UCACCAAUCAGGAGCCGGAGGUCUGAAGCAGCGUCUCAUAGAUCUCACAUCCGGUCCCACAGUUUAAGAGCCGCGUGCUUCCCGGUUUGACUUGAUAUUUCUCCUGAUCGCAGAAAGGAAAAGCCAUGGCAAGAACCAAGCAGACCGCCCGUAAAUCUACCGGAGGCAAAGCCCCCAGGAAGCAGCUGGCCACCAAGGCUGCCCGUAAGAGCGCCCCGGCCACCGGCGGCGUGAAGAAGCCUCACCGUUACAGGCCCGGUACCGUGGCUCUGAGAGAGAUCCGUCGCUACCAGAAAUCCACGGAGCUGCUGAUCCGCAAGCUGCCCUUCCAGCGCCUGGUCCGAGAAAUCGCUCAGGACUUCAAGACCGACCUGCGUUUCCAGAGCUCCGCCGUCAUGGCUCUGCAGGAGGCCAGCGAGGCUUACCUGGUCGGUCUGUUCGAGGACACCAACCUGUGCGCCAUCCACGCCAAGAGGGUCACCAUCAUGCCCAAAGACAUCCAGCUGGCCCGUCGCAUCCGCGGGGAGAGGGCUUAAACUGUCCGCUGCUGCUGCUCAACACACAAAGGCUCUUUUAAGAGCCACCAAAUAAUCCUAAAAGAGUAUUUCCUUUUUAUUCGUAGUCUGUUUUAGACACGAAACGCACACCUUGUACUUUGUCUGAAAUAUCGACACAUGUGAGCUGAACUGAAAUCAAAGAAAAGAGGAAAAACACCAGAGCUUGUAGAAAACAUCUGAACUUGUAGGCUGUAACAUUAUCACUCACAAUAUUUACACUCUGUUAUCUGAAUGUAAAGUCUUAUAAAACCUACACACGUGUAGAGUGAUAUUUACAUUAAUGCAAUUAAAUCCAUUCCGAAGAAAAUAUGAAAUAGAAACUAAUCUUUAAUGGACUAAAACCGCUGUAUUAAUUUGUCGGUUAAGUACAUUAUAAUAAAGCUAAUUGUAUGUUGAGACAAGCAGGCUCAGUAGAGAAAAUGUUCUUUGAAUAAGAUUAAUUAGAACAGUGAAAAAACUGGUGAGUUAUGAGUUCAAUUAAGAAUUGAACAGGUCACAUUUAUUACAGUUGAAUCCUGUUCAGUUGAACACUUUGAUCAGCAGAGAGUGAUAAAGCAGCAGCAGAAAAAUUCUGCAAGUUCCUCUCCUCAGAACACACAUUUAAGGACACACCACAGGUGAAUAGAGUAAAAGAUAAUAGAUAUGACCAUGAGACUUCCCCUGUUAAUUACUGACAUUAAGACCAAUCUUUUUUGUAUUGCAAGUUUUCUGAAAUGUUAUGUUUAAAUGUGCAAAAGAGGCAUUUAGGAGAAAUCUACAGACACAAACCGACAAAGUGUAGUAAAAUAAACAGCUGGCUGUGUAUUUGGGUUGUCUGAAAGAUGUUUUUGACUGUAGUGUCUGGCCUUAAAAGACCUCCAGACUGCAGUUUACCUGCUGAAAUGUAAGAUUUUAAACAAAAGUAAUUCCAUCGUUUCUCAUGGUGUGAAGUUAUAGUGAGUAUAUUUCCCUUUCUGCAAACAGUUACACAGUAUGAAGUAAAGUGACAAGUUCCAGUUUGUCACAUCUAUGAUAUGACUCAUCCUGAAGCAAUAAAGGAAUAUAACGUUUAAUAAAAUAGAUGCUUUCA
This is a messenger RNA of Perca fluviatilis (European perch), 1626 nucleotides long. RefSeq names its product histone H3. Gene Ontology annotation, cellular component: nucleosome. Gene Ontology annotation, molecular function: structural constituent of chromatin; protein heterodimerization activity; DNA binding. The coding region runs from base 126 to 536 and encodes 136 amino acids. Lineage: Eukaryota; Metazoa; Chordata; Actinopteri; Perciformes; Percidae. The record is from RefSeq and is a predicted model, not a curated record. The transcript has a single exon.